Messenger RNA from Poecilia latipinna (sailfin molly), 1254 nucleotides. It is a transcript of the gene tbcc, whose product is annotated as tubulin folding cofactor C. The transcript has a single exon. NCBI's taxonomy places the organism in Eukaryota, Metazoa, Chordata, Actinopteri, Cyprinodontiformes, Poeciliidae. Gene Ontology annotation, cellular component: cytoplasm. The record is from RefSeq and is a predicted model, not a curated record. Gene Ontology annotation, biological process: tubulin complex assembly; post-chaperonin tubulin folding pathway. Gene Ontology annotation, molecular function: tubulin binding. The coding region runs from base 63 to 1091 and encodes 342 amino acids.
GGCAGUGUGCCACUACAAUACCCUUAUAGUGGUUGUGACAUCAAAUCUGUCAUCGUAUCAACAUGGAUGCAACUCUAGAAACAAGUGAAGAAACUGGGUUUUAUGACCGAAAUGCAGCCGCCAAACUACAUGAGCGAAUCGAGAAACGUCAGCAGGUGUUGGCAGAAGACGUUGAACGAAGAAAAGAGGCGAGACAGAGCCAGUCGGUGGCUGAGGAGAAGAGUGAAUAUUUUGUGAGCUCUUUCAAUGCGGAGCGAGCGGGUAUCCAGGAGCUUCUUUCCGGCUGUUCUGGAGCUGACCGACCCACUGUGACCCAGAAACUGGAAGAGGCCACGGCCAAGAUGACGCAGCUACAGAAAUUUCUGAACGACAGCAUGAUAUUUCUGAGCCAGUACCAAAUAAGAGUAGCUCAGGGUGCUCUGCAAAAGCUCCAGGCAUCUCUGAAUGAGACCAGAGAGGAGGCCCUGCCCAAGAAAAAGUUCGCAUUUAGAUCGAGAACCAAAGCUGCGGAGAAGGUCUCUGAUUCUCCUCCUCCUUCAUCUGAGACUGUGAGUUCAGGUGUCACCAAGGUGGAUGAAGCUACAAUCUCAGCGCAGACUGGCUUCUCCAACAUCAGCAACGAGUCUCUGACAAUGACGUCAGAGGAGAUCCAAAGCAGAGAUGUGCUGCUGACUCACCUGACCAACUGCAAGGUUCGUCUGUAUGGUUCUCCCAGCACCCUGCACCUGAAACACAUCACAGCCUGUGAGGUUCUCUGUGGACCUGUAGCUACGUCUGUGUUCGUGGAUCACUGCAGCAACAGUGUCCUAGGCUUGGCCUGCCAGCAGCUGAGGACCCACAACACUACCGACACCCAGGUUUACCUGCACGUAACCAGCCGGGCCAUCAUCGAGGACUGCCGGGGGGUGAGCUUUGCCCCGUUCUGCUGGUCUUACCCCACCCUGGACCAGGAUUUUGCUGCGUCUGGCCUGGAUCAGGACAGAAACAACUGGAGCCAGGUGGACGACUUCAACUGGCUGGCUGCUGGGACGCCGUCCCCAAACUGGACUGUUAUUCCAGAAGCAGACAGAAAAACCGCCUGGGAUCCUUAAAAUUGAAUGCCUUAAGAUGUUCUCCAAGUUCACAUGUUCAAUUAAAUUAAGUGGAAAAAAAGCCCACCUGAUAAUUGUCAUUGAUCCACUCAGUCUUGGAUGAUGCACUUAAGUGUAAUUCAUGUAUACAUUGAUUAUUUAAAAUAAAGUUUCUUGCAUUUUA